CUCCCGACUGAGAGCCGCCUAAAAGCACCGCAUCGUUUCUGAACGACUCACAACUAAGGAGCCGCUACUUCGCUGACGUUUCACCUGCGGCACAGCGAGCGGACAAUAACGCACAAAAAUGGACAACACGGCACCGCAAAAAGGUUUCAGACAACAGCCUAAUGUGCGGCUACGGAACACUUCCACGGAGGGCUUCCAUGGAAGUCAGCUGUUUGAGGACACGAGUGGAUUACCUGGCUCUCAGACGCCAUACAGGAACCAUCCAAGCGGACACGAGGCCGCAGGUUUCCCGGGCCAGUCCAUUUUAACGGACCCGAUGUCGAACCUCGCCGUGGCUUACGGCAGCUCGCUGGCGUCGCAGGGGAAGGAAAUCAUGGACAAGAACCUGGACAGAUUCAUCCCCAUUUCCAAGCUGAAGUACUACUUUGCGGUGGACACGGUGUACGUGGGGAAGAAGCUGGCUCUUCUGGUGUUCCCCUACAUGCAUGAGAACUGGGAGGUCAGCUAUCAGCAGGACACUCCCGUGGCGCCGCGCUUUGACGUCAACGCUCCCGACCUCUACAUUCCCGCCAUGGGCUUCAUCACGUACGUGCUGGUGGCCGGCCUGGCCCUCGGCACACAGAACAGGUUUUCCCCUGAGUUGCUGGGAGUGCAGGCGAGCUCGGCGCUGCUGUGGCUUAUUAUGGAGGUUCUGGCAGUCCUGCUGUCGCUCUACCUGGUGACCGUCAACGCCGACCUCACCACCAUCGACCUGCUCGCCUUCUCUGGAUACAAAUAUGUCGGUAUGAUUGUUGGUGUGGUGGCAGGACUGAUGUUUGGAAGGCCAGCAUACUACCUGUCCUUGCUGUGGUGCUGCGCUGCCAUUGUUGUCUUUAUGAUCCGCACUUUGCGUCUGAAGCUGCUGUCGGAGGCGGCGGCCGAGGGGAGGCUGGUGAGAGGAGCCAAGAACCAGCUGAGGAUGUACCUCACCAUGGCGAUAGCGGCCGCCCAGCCCCUUUUCAUGUACUGGCUCACGUGUCACCUCAUCAGAUGAACACUCCGCCGCGGGAGAAAGGAGACACACGCCAAGCACAAGACGGUCGCCACAAGUACGUGUUUUUAAUUUCCCCAGCUGCAUUGUCCUUCAAACAUGUUGUUUUUUCUAUUACUUAUUCUCUUUUAGCAGUAUUGAAAUAAGUCUUGUCAGAGUCUGAAGUGGCACACUGACUGCACACUUUGCUUUACAAAACAAAGCCGACAACACUGGAAGCCACGGACUCGUAAGAAACGUUUGCUCUGAAUCGCUUCAACCGGGACUUAAAAAAACAAAAAAAAAAAAACCCUACUCAGGUUUGUCGGCGCGGUCGUGCGCUCGCAUCGUGCGCUUUGUCCCGAUUGUCCUUUUUUUAACGUUGGAAAAAAAACGAACCUUUUGUGAACAAAUGUGUUGCUUUUCAUAUUGAAAGUCCGAUGAAAUAAAGGAAAAGAUGAAGUAGA
Nerophis ophidion (straightnose pipefish) is the source of this 1476-nucleotide messenger RNA. It is a transcript of the gene yif1b, whose product is annotated as Yip1 interacting factor homolog B (S. cerevisiae). NCBI's taxonomy places the organism in Eukaryota, Metazoa, Chordata, Actinopteri, Syngnathiformes, Syngnathidae. The coding region runs from base 119 to 1033 and encodes 304 amino acids. Gene Ontology annotation, biological process: endoplasmic reticulum to Golgi vesicle-mediated transport. The transcript is spliced from 8 exons. Gene Ontology annotation, cellular component: Golgi membrane; endoplasmic reticulum membrane; endoplasmic reticulum-Golgi intermediate compartment. The record is from RefSeq and is a predicted model, not a curated record.